AUGAGUGUGAACAGACGAAAUCGGCUCAAACGUGGAUUUAAUCUAAGAUUGGUGAUCUUAGCUCUUUGCUUGGUUUGUUAUGUUGGUUAUGGUCAAUUUGAGGACCCAAAUGAGUUCGAGAAUCCAGCUGUUCUUCCACUCCUUACACAGGUGGUUUACCGUAGGCUCGCUAAUAACACUGCUGAUCUUUAUCGCGAGUUCGGUACAAGAGCCAAGUUCUGCGUCAAAGACCCGGAUGCUGAUUGGAAUAGAGCUUUUAAUUUCUCCACCAACUUGGAUUUCGUCUCUUCUUGCAUUCAGAAAACUCAAGGUGAUAUGGGUAAGCGUAUCUGCACAGCAGCAGAGAUGAAGUUCCAUUUUAAUGCCUUCUUCAAUACAUCGAGUAUCCCGAGCAACUUGCAACCGAAUGUGAAUUGCAACUUGACUUCAUGGGUCUCUGGUUGUGAGCCUGGAUGGAGCUGCAGUGUCGAUCCAACCGAACAAGUCGACUUCCAAAACUCUAAAGAUUUUCCAGAGAGAACAAAAAACUGUAUGCCUUGCUGUGAAGGCUUCUUCUGCCCCCGUGGCCUCACUUGUAUGAUACCUUGCCCUCUUGGUGCUCAUUGCCCAUUAGCUACUCUAAACAAGAAAACAAGCAUAUGUGAGCCGUAUACUUAUCAGUUACCACCAGGACGACCAAACCACACUUGUGGAGGUGCAAAUGUAUGGGCUGAUAUCAGAAGCAGCGGCGAAGUAUUCUGUUCUGCUGGAUCGUUUUGUCCGACCACUACUCAGAAAGUUCCUUGUGAUAGUGGGCACUACUGCCGAAUGGGGUCUACAUCUGAGAAACCUUGCUUUAAGUUGACUUCUUGCAAUCCCAACACAGCAAAUCAGAACAUGCAUGCCUUUGGUGUUAUGGUUAUUUUUGCUGUGAUUACUAUUCUCCUCAUUAUAUACAACUGUUCUGAUCAAAUCCUAACAACGAGGGAGAGGAGGCAGGCGAAGUCAAGGGAAGCAGCGGUGAAGAAAGCGAAAGCUCAUCAGAGAUGGAAAGCUGCUACAGGUGCUGCUGUAAAGCAUGUAAGUGAGAUCCGUGCGCAGAUAACUCGGACAUUUUCAGGUAAAAAAUCUAAUGAUGAUGGGGACACUCGCAAGAUGUUGGCUCGUGGGGACUCUUCUGAGGUAGAUGAAGAUUUAGACUCAAGUCCUGCAAGUUCCUCUGCUGCGAAAUCUACAUUUGAGGUCCAGGAUGAUGCAGCUGCUAAAAGCAAUGAACCAGCAAGAAAGAGUGUAGGUAAAGGACAUAAGAUCAAGAAGUCACAGAGCCAGAUCUUCAAGUAUGCGUACGACACGAUCGAGAAGGAGAAAGCCAUGGAGCAUGAGAAUAGAAACCUUACCUUUUCAGGGAUAGUUAACAUGGCUACUUACUCUGAGAUGAGGAAGAGGCCUCUCAUGGAGCUUUCCUUCACAGAUUUAACUCUCACCUUGAAAUCUAACGGUAAGCAUCUGCUUAGAUGUGUGACUGGAAGCAUGAAACCAGGGCGUAUCACUGCUGUGAUGGGUCCGUCAGGAGCAGGGAAGACAAGUCUUCUCUCUGCUUUGGCUGGGAAAGCAGUUGGUUGCAAACUGAGUGGUUUGAUACUUAUAAACGGGAAGCAGUUAUCAAUCCAUUCAUACAAGAAGAUCAUUGGUUUUGUGCCACAAGACGACGUUGUCCAUGGGAACUUGACAGUUGAGGAAAAUCUCUGGUUCCAUGCUAAAUGUAGAUUACCUGCUGGUCUAUCGAAAGCUGACAAAGUUCUUGUGGUAGAGAGAAUCAUCGACUCUUUGGGGCUACAAUCUGUGAGAAGCUCUUUAGUUGGUACUGUAGAGAAGCGAGGGAUCUCAGGAGGGCAGAGGAAACGAGUGAAUGUUGGUUUGGAAAUGGUGAUGGAGCCUUCGAUUCUGUUCCUGGACGAACCUACUUCUGGCUUGGAUAGUGCUUCGUCUCAGCUUCUUCUUAGAGCACUUCGCCAUGAAGCUCUAGAGGGAGUCAAUAUCUGCAUGGUUGUUCACCAGCCAAGUUACACUUUGUUCAAAAUGUUCAAUGAUCUUGUACUUCUUGCGAAAGGUGGCCUUACUGUUUACCACGGGUCAGUCAACAACGUCGAAAAAUACUUCUCGGGACUUGGAAUCAAUGUGCCGGAACGUAUCAAUCCUCCUGACUAUUACAUAGACGUUUUGGAAGGGAUUGUGAUAUCAAACGGGAACUCUGAUGUUGGCUACAAAGAGCUUCCUGAAAGGUGGAUGCUUCACAAAGGGUACUCUGUGCCAAUAGAUAUGCGGAACAACAACAGUAAUGCUGCUGAGCUUGAAGCGAAUCCAGACGUUGUGAAUGUUCCAAACGGUAAUGCAGAGCAAACGUUUGUCAGAGAGCUUUGGGGAGAUGUGAGGAGUAAUUUCAGGCUGCGCCGUGAUAAGAUUCGGCAUAACUUCUUGAAGUCCAGAGACUUAUCUUACAGAAGAACUCCUACUAUAUGGCUGCAAUACAAAUAUUUCCUUGGAAGGAUAGCUAAGCAACGAAUGAGAGAAGCUAAAUUACAAGCUACAGACUUUUUGAUCUUGUUGCUAGCUGGAGCUUGUUUAGGGUCACUGAUCAAAGCAAGUGAUGAUAGCUUUGGAGCACCUGGUUAUAUCUACACUAUCAUCGCCGUUUCUCUUCUUUGCAAAAUAGCAGCGUUAAGGUCAUUCUCACUAGACAAGUUACAUUACUGGAGAGAAAGUGCUUCAGGGAUGAGUAGUUUUGCUUGUUUCCUUGCUAAAGAUACGAUAGACUGCUUCAACACACUUGUCAAGCCAUUGGUUUAUCUCUCCAUGUUCUACUUCUUCACCAACCCGAGAUCCACGUUUUUCGAUAACUAUAUUGUUUUGGUCUGCCUUGUGUAUUGCGUGACUGGAAUUGCUUAUGCAUUGGCUAUCUUCCUCCAGCCAGGCUCUGCUCAGCUGUUUUCUGUUCUUCUUCCAGUCGUUUUAACACUUGUUGCAACUCAACCGAAGAAUAGUCAAGCUAUGAAGUUCAUUGCUAAUUUAUGUUAUCCAAAGUGGGCUUUGGAGGCGUUUGUGAUUGGAAAUGCUCAAAAGUACUAUGGAGUAUGGAUGAUUACUCGAUGUGGAUCGCUUAUGAAGAAUGGCUACGACAUAAAUAAAUGGAAUCUGUGUAUAAUGAUAUUGCUUCUCAUUGGUUGGUGCACUCGUGGAAUCGCCUUUGCAGGGAUGCUUAUACUUCAAAAGAAGUGA
Microthlaspi erraticum is the source of this 3255-nucleotide messenger RNA. NCBI's taxonomy places the organism in Eukaryota, Viridiplantae, Streptophyta, Magnoliopsida, Brassicales, Brassicaceae. The record is from the annotation of a GenBank genome assembly.